This is a messenger RNA of Prunus armeniaca (apricot), 189 nucleotides long. The record is from the annotation of a GenBank genome assembly. NCBI's taxonomy places the organism in Eukaryota, Viridiplantae, Streptophyta, Magnoliopsida, Rosales, Rosaceae.
AUGAAAAUAAAACAAAUUGUGUGGUUGGGACACAAGGGAGAUGGAGAUGGUGUUGCUGCCGGCGAAGUGGUGGUUUGGUUGACGGUGUUUUUGUUUGGGGGGGGGGCGGGUGGCGCGUGGUUGGUGGGAGGGGCUGUUUGGAGUUGGGAGGGUUUGGGAUGUUGGUGGUUUAAGGGUGAUUGGACAUGA